AGGGUGGUUUGGUUUACUUGGGAAGUGAGACUUGCGGAAACCACGACACCAAGUGUCGGCGAGAGAAAUAUAAAGAAAAAGGAUUUGAGUUUGUCGAGUAUUUUGUUCGAGAGAAUUUUUUAUCAAUUUGACGUAAAGUAAAUUUGAAACAAGAAGUUGAUUAAACACUCGAGAUGCGAUCAUGAUUUUGAGAGGGCCGCGUCAAGAAGGAGACGCACCAUUCAAGACGAAGCGAUCUCCAGUGUCCUCUUCGUCCUCUGCGAGCUCGCUGCUGUUACUUCCGUCGCCAUCUUCUUCUUCAAGGGAGUUCAACGAGAAUACGAAUCAUACAAGCAGGAAGAUAAUAGAACAGAACAAAGCUGGAGGACUACCAAGAAGCGCGUCCUCCUCCUCUUCGUCGUCGAGGUGUUGCCAGGCUCAUGACGCCCUGGCGUCCGUUGCUCGCACUGGCAACAGCAGUUGUCGGCGUGUAUGCGGGAGCGAUGAUGCGAGCAGAGCGUUCUCGGGAGCGGCACUCGUCGGCAGUUCGCAACGCUGGCAAAGCAGUAAGGAAGGGUCGGCGGGUGCACCGGUCUUCGUACUUUCGCGACAUGAGAAGAGAGCCCAGAACAGUGGAGCAGCAAUUAUUAAGGACAGGUUAUCAUGAUCAUCUAGUGUUUCUUGUGUGGUUGCAUUUCCUGAAUUCUUGAAUCGCAUCGAAAGUCAAGGAAACAGAUUCUGAAUACAUGAGAUGCCACACAAGACAAAACGUAAACGUUGUGGAAAAACUGCCUCUAAAACGAGUGCGCGCUCAGAAGCAUCACGAACACAAGCUUCAUCAUCUAGACGCGCAAGGAGUGUCAACGAAACAGAUCAAACGACACGACGACGGGCCACAGCGUUUGCAUCAUCCAUCAUCGACCGGGCACCUUUCACAAGACCAAGGUCGUCAACUGCGAGGAGGGAAGAACGUCACUCGGGCUGGCAUGCAGAUUCCGCCUCCACAUCCCUAGAAUCGUGGACGCCUUACUCAGCAGUCGGGCCCUCUGAAGGGCCGAAGAAUAAUGGAUAUGGGCAGUGCGGAAAUAGUUCAUCUUCUGCGGACGAAGACAGUAGUUGUGGUACCGCAGGAGAUGCCUACAGCUUCCCGGCGACGAGCGGUGCACGUUUUUCCAGUAGGGUAGAACGACAUCGCGCAAGAACGGCAUCAAGUCUCGCAGUCUCAAACGAGCCAAGUCAGGAAGCGACAAUACAACAGGGUGAAACAGAUGGAACUUCUGGGACUAAUGAAAUAGGAGCAGCACGAUUGUCUUUUGGAUAUGAUUGCCGUGUGCGUGCUGCUCGAGAAGAUCCUGUCGGUAGCUCUGAGACCACGAAGUAUGUGCGACUGGAAACAAAUGCAGACUCUGUUCAGUGUCCAGAUGGAACAUGUGGAUGUGUGCAGCGGCCGAGGGCAGCGCCGCAAAAUCGCGUAGCUUGUGCAGGUCAAGAUCAUAACCGGCGGAAAGGGACGAGUCGACUUUGGGUCUUUUGCUAUAGUGUGUCAUCAAAGACUAGAACAGAUCAUAGUACUAGUAGUCGUCCUCGUCGGCCGGGUCACGAUGCCGUAGAUGGUCUAGACCAAAAACCGAAUGCAUCACAAAGAGACUGCUCUGAUAACCUGCCACCAAAUAAUGAGCGAGAUGUUGAAAUGGCCUCACGCAGUGAGGAUAGUGUGUGUAUUAGACAUUAUACUUGUUUACCGCUACGCGGGCAAGGGCAUGAUACUUCGAGCUCUAGCUCGGUCCCGCCUGAGAACGAUGAGGGCGUGGCAGCCACCAGACGGAAUCGGCCUCGUAGUGGAGAGCAAUCAAGAGCAUUAGGGCCUCGCAGGCAUCAUUGCAGGGAGCAAGACCUAACAGAAGACAUAGCGUGUAAGAGGCUGCGAGAACACUGUGGGCGAUUAGUCUACGCGCUCCGCAUCUUUUUCACGCUAUUUCGCGGAAUGAUCUUCCUCAUAAUGGCGGAGCCGAUAUUGUCUCCAACUUUGGUGUCUGCUCAGCCGAGCAUCUUCUUCAAACGGGAGAAAAGGGAUCUGCAGCCUCAUAUCUGCGCGCCUGCCGGAGCGAGUAUUCUCACUGCGGAGGAGUGUGUUUACGCAUCGAGACAACUUGGUAUGGGGGAUCAGGGACUAAUCCUGACGCAGAACACAGACGACGAUGGUUGGCCGGACGGCUGUUAUCAGGCGCUUUUUCCUGGUGACGUGAAUUAUCGGCUCGUGCUGCACCUCACGGACGCAACGACAGCACAGCGUCCACUUCUAGCCAGUCAGUUUUUCGCUCUUUGCAAGGCCAAAAAUGACCCGGUAUCGCUGGACUCCUUGUAUCAGGGUGCACGAGGCUUCUUCUCUGGAACGCUAACGGUGCAAAAAGUGCGGCACCCCUCGCUUCUUUUAGGGACGAUGGCGUUUCUCAAUGCCGUUCGAGAAGCAAUAGCAUACGCGGCUGAAAAUGGCGUCAAGCUGAAAGACGUGACGCUCACGGAAGCAGAGUCAUUUCAUCCGAGGCGGGAUGCUAAACGCAGCGGAACGGCACUACUGCUGAACUCGCAGCAUACUACUAGUUCUUCGUCCUCUCGUGGAGCAAGCAGAAAGGAGGUGCACGCAAUCAGCGCUGGAGAUGGAUCGCAGUCGCUGAAGAACCUCAACGGCAAGGGGCAGCAGCUGCUUCCUCCCCCGCCUGGCUUUCCCGCAUUCUCGCCGUCCGGUUCACCACAGCACGAGAUACGGACAGCGGGAGGCAUCUCGCUUAUCGCUGCUGAAGAGCAGGUCACGGAGGGUUUGGAACAGGCGCCAGCAUGCGUUGAUGGUGCAAUCGAGCCCUUGCCCAUGGUGUCGAUGGACUAUGACAUCACGGUCAAUUAUCGCAUCGCGCUUCAGAAUGAAGUCUAUCUGCAGGGAACUCCCGCCGGGGAGCGAUGGGUCAACGAGACGAGAGACAAAGUAGCAGCCUUGCUGGCUCAAUAUGGAGACGCCGCGUUGACGACAAGAAUAAAGGCGACAAAUUCGCAAGCCUCGGCGCUGCUGUUCGAUCCAGUUUCGGGGCCCUUCGCGGAUGCUCUUGGCGCGGUCACGAAUAAAGCCAAUGCAACUGUUGUUUUGCGCUCCUUCUCCUUCGAAGUCACAGACAUGGCAACCUUCAUGUCGGAGACGAUUCCGCCAAGAGCAGCGCUCAAACAGCUUCUUGGGUCCGUGGGAGGUAUUUCAGAUGACAUCUUCUUGAUCUUGAUGGCUCUUGAAGAUUUCUGCCUUGACUCUAGGAAAAGCGCAUCCAAUAGCUAGAAGUAUUCUUAGGAGGUAAACGUAAAGUCACAAGUGCAAGUUCAACAUACAUUUGAGAGAGAAUGUGAUCAUAUUCGAGGCGGGGUCUUCAAAAAUCUAGGUGAUGUUGUUUUUGCAUCGCGCUCUCAGGUUACGGCGCGUUCCCAGCGAACGGAAAAAUGGCUUUAUUGUUUCAGCCUAAGCUGAUUGGAUCUACAUCAACAAACUUCACCGGGUUCAAUACAGUGGCGGCGCCAAAUACUGGUCGUGGAUACGUGACCGUACUUGAUGAACUUCAAAUCUAGUUUUUGCAACUCUAAACGAGCAUUAAUGCUGCGACGAACAUGUGUUUUAAAUGACUGAUUUGUUUUUAGGUAUUUGUUUUUGCCUUUCAUUAUUCUCCAUCUCCACAUGAUUAAAUUUGGUAACAUCUAACCCGCACCAACCAGUGUUUUUAUGCGCUGGCCCUGGAGGUGAAGGCUGAAGCUGGGAAGGCGAACUAUACUUAUGAGCUUGGUGUUGCUGCGCAACAAAUGAACACGCUGCUGCACGUAACCGAGCGCAUGCUGCUUCGAAACGGGCGCGUUUUUACUGCCCUCGGGAUGCGCAUGCGAGCGCAGUCAGUCGGAGUGCAGGCGGAUGCGAUGGCGCAACAAUUACAGGCUGUUUUCGUGCUCGAGAAGCGACGGCGACAACUAGGUUUAGAUCUCAAGGCCGUCGCGGCACUAUCAAAGAUGUUGUGGAAACUGAGGGAGCUUAGCUCGGCAGACGCGGCAGCAAAAACAGUAUCAUCUAAACUGUUGUAGGCAGAUGUUCUUUGAUGAUGAAGUAGAAACAGGUAGACUUCUUCUUGGAGUUGUAGCAGCGUUGUUCAAUAUUUUCUCAAUAUCUCAUUUACGUUUUUAUUUUGUCAAUUAUCAUUUCCGCAGCCGGACACGACAACAGCGCUAGACGCGUAUGUCUCGGAUCUGGCGGCGAAGCUGGGUGGAUGGUGGAGUGACGUGGAGAACAUCAAGAGCCUCUAUAACCCCUCGUAUCGUUUGAAUGACGAACUUGAGAAGAUCGCGAAGAAGCGCGAAACGAUCGAGAAGCAGACCAUGCUUGCAAACGACGAGGAGAACAAAAAAGUUAUGCUUGCGCUUAGCACGGCUGCAUACUUGGGUAUAAGCGCUGUCCCCGGAUUGGACAAAAUUAAGACCUGUCGAUUCGAGCCUGUGGAGUAUCCGACAACAACGACAACAAGUAUGAUUAAAUCAAUUCAACACUGGCACUAGCUCUGCUUCCUUUCGACAACAAGAUUGUUUUUUUUAUACAUACUUACAUGCUAGAAAUGUUGCAAGAAGAAGUUGUUUUAUCAGAGCAGACGUUGCAAAUCAAAGAUCCCUUGACUCGUGUCUGCAGUGAAUGGCGAUUGAUUAAGAAUAUGACGUGUCAAAGUCAAUGUCCUCCCCUUUCCUUUCAGCGACUCCGAUUCGCUACGUGAAUGCAUUGGAUGUGAAGAUCCGCGCUGCGCCCAAGGGCACAACGGAAAGGAUAACAGGAAGUUUCGUAGUAGUUCGGACGGGAUCAACUUUUGAUGCCCACGCUCUGGAGGCAGCUCUGGCUGCGCAUCUCGGGAAAAAGUUUGCGCAAUACAACUACGAGUGGGCAAGGCUUACGUCCGUUCCUGGCAUGGUAAGAGAAACCUACAGAGUUCCCUAAGCGUGACCUUCGUGUUAAUCAAGAAAAAAUGACUAUCUAUGCAAGGAACCCAGGGAUCGCAGCAUCAGCUGUGAUUUUGAUGACUUUGAAUCGAGAAGACACAACCACAAGCAUCGGAAACAAUCUACUUACUGGUGUUCUUCAUUCAUUUACAAAUAGGUUCGCAAAUUGCUCUUUCCGGAUUGUGACUCAUUGCGUGGGUGCAGUCCGCAGAAGCCGAACAAGAUUCGGAUUCAGAUCGGUGACGGUCGCACGCAGGCGCCAACAGCGCCACCCGCACCCAAGUUCAUCUCAGUGAAUCAAGGAGCGACGCGCAUUUUUGGGAGAUUUCUGAUUAAGGUGACGUCUUUUCCGCUAGAAAUUCUUGACCGUGCGUCCACCGCGGCUCGUGACUUUGAGACACAGUUGAUUGCAGCCCUACAGUCGGUCUUCCAAGCACGUCCAGGCCAUUUACGCAUCAAGGAGAUCGGACCAGUACAGUAUAACCAAGCGCUUCCGAAUGGUGGAGUAGGCUACAUCGAUCCAACGACAGGGGACUUUGUGCUGGGCAACGCCACGGAUUACACCAACGGCAUCGGUGCAACGUGGCGCGUUUCACCGGCGGCUGCCUCUCAAGCACAGCAGAUGCAAUUUGAGAGCAUGAACUCGACAGCAAAAGCAACUUUGGUCGCGAACAUGAUGGGCCUGAAUAUCAGCAACAUCACGCAGCUCUCUGUCGGUUUCACGAUGACAGGUACGCUGAAGACGUUCUUGCAUGUUUAUUUUGAACAUGAAGAUUCUCAGUAGUGUGGUAAGGGCAAGAGGUCGAGCGAAAAAAUUUUUGAUCAUACAUUUUUGUUCAAUUACAAUAAAUUUGUUAUAAAUAUUCAAAAUCAGAUCCGGAAUUCGAGAAGGAUCCUUAUUAUGGUUUACUUUACCGUGCCGACAAGUACAUCGGGUCGCUGCCUCUGCGAACCAUAACCGAUCUUUUAAACGCGAAUUUGAAAAACUUUGCGGGCACUGUCAGCAAACUCGACCACCGGAUGCUAGUGCGCAGUCAGAGCGGCCUUGGCGUGGUAUCGAACAAGGGAGCUGGAGGUGUGUCUGCGUUGUCAACAGGCGUGCAAUGGCGUGACGGGUUCGGCUCUAUGAGCUCUGGCAAUGUCGCGAUUAGCUGGAGUGGCGGGGGCGGACUUGCACAGAUGAGUCUAGUUGACAAAACCGGCUUUGGCCAAACGCCGAAUCCGCAGGUAUCCUCGAGUCCAGCUGAUGCGUCGGGUUUGUUCAAGGUGAACGCGCUCUUUCUGUUAGACUUCUCGCAGAUUCCUGAGGUGGAAAAGGGCGAGUUUGGAUUCGUAGAUUGGUAUUUCAAGUCCCUUUUCGAAGUGGUCGUGCAGAAAAGUUUGGGCGUCUCAAACGUGAAGGCCAAGGUGCGUACUGCCGCACGAACAGGCAAAGGAAGCAACUUCUUCUUUGUGCUCGUUGAGCUCUCCUCUGAAGCGAAUAUUCGCUCAGACAUCAUCGACAUCGCUUCAGUUUCGUACAUCCGCGCUGCGUUGGGAAAUGCACAGAACGAGUGCAGCAUUUGCAACCAGGUAGUAAAAAAGAGAGUAGGCCGCGAAAGGUGUAGGAUUACGGUUUGAUGAUGAAACUGAAAGAAAAUCAAGAUGCUUACAAGUAUGCGUUACUUCAUUUACAAUUAUACUCACGCUGUUACUUAUCUUUCGCAUCUUCAACAGUUUCUGCAAUCGGCGAGUGGCAUGGGCGGGUUGUUUGCACCCGGCGCGACGCCGGAGGACGGGGAUACCUUUCCGCCCACUGGGUGCGAUCCAAGCUUGUCGAAGUGGUUCUUGGGUUCGUACGCAGACCGCGAUAUGACCGACCCUAAGUGGCGAGCAAUGGUGUUCGAUAUGUGCGUGAAUGCGCAGCCGGCAGUAGCCGCAUCACCGGACCAGUUGAGCACGGUGUUCAACAGCGGGGUCACGACUGGUCCGAUGUUGACAAUAUCCGCUGCUGCGCAAGCAAGGAUAGCAGGAGACCAGGUCCUAAAGACAGUGAACAGUGAGGGCGCGUCGAGAGCUGUCAUCGCCGGUGCGUUCGGUGGCUUUGGUGCCAGCCUCGUGAAUUCCGUGUCGCAUGUUCUCGCAUCGGAAGCAGAGCGCGGCUACUUCGUCGAUUUCACCAUCCGGGCGCCAUUCGAUAUCGCGGACGACGUUCGAAAAGCGUUGGCGGAUCCGGUAUUGCCCUACGUCCUGACCAGUCCCGAGGGCGCAGAGAUUCGGGGCGUGCUAGUGGACGGUGGCGAUGCCGCAAAGAUGCUCGACUCGCCGCCGGCGACUGGAGGAGCCGGCUUGCACCUCAGAAACUUCGGAUCGACAAGUCUGACGGUGCCAAACGCCUUUGCGGAUGCGGAAUCUGUACUCGGUGGCGGAGUGACGGUCGACAUCAAUCUGCCAGGAAACAAGGACCAAACAAUCGACUUUCAGACGGUCGCGGCUCGACCAGCUGCGAUAAGAGCUAGUGCGCUGCGUAGAGGUCUCACUUCACAGGUGCCCCUUGCUGCAGCGAGCCGUUAGCUACACUAACUUUCAUUCGUGAAUAAUGAGAAGACACUAUCACCAAAGCCAAAUGCAAAUCUUGCACUUACAUUUAAUAAUAUAAUGAUUUCAGAUUACCCUAAUUUUCACUUGUAGAUAUUAUUCAAUACAAUUUAUUUGUAGCAAAGAAAAAAGAAGUAGUUCAUUCAAUUUAGUUUCAGUUAUAGUUGAAGUUGAUUACUUACAUACGCUUACGCAUCGGAAAUUGAUUAUUGUUGGCUAAUGGUUGAUUCACUUAUGACAAAAUCUGUUUACCAAAAGAGACCACGACAGGCAAUCAACUUCCCCUUCUGGGAUCGACGUGAGCCGUUGAGGUCCGAGGUUAAUCACGAUGAUUUGUAGAGAUUGGUAUGUUGAGCUUACACUUUCAUUUAUACGCAUCCAUAAUGGUCAAAAAUUCUAUUGAAAGUCAGUGACUCUACUUCUUGAUGUCUAAUUAGUGUUUUUCACCUAAGGGUUUCACUAUCCCCGUGUAGAGAUGAUGAACAGGCCGUGCUGAUAAUACAUGCACAAAAUGAACAUACAACCACCAACUUCCACAGGGCAGGCUGCUGCAAGCAUGCCAAGAAAGCACUUCAUUAACAACACAGUAUCAGACCAUUUUCAGAUCAUCUAGUACUUAGUUUCGCCAUAUUCGAUUCAAACUUGAUGUGAUUGUGUUUGUGAUCAUAUGCCAGAAAAAAUGCAUGUGUACAGACUACUUUGUUUUUACCUUUUGCUUUUUCUUUGAACAGUCAGUCAUAGUUGCUUGCAAUCUCUUUGUUUCUUUGUGCUUUCAUGAAUGUUGUGAAGAUUCCUCGAUUAUGUAUACCUAAUAUCUAAUAUCUAACAAUUGCGAAGCGGAUCGUAAACGUUUGUAGUACCAACCAAACACAAAUCGCUAUCAUCUGUAAUCUUAAUGUCGACAAGUACCGCCAAAAGUCAUUCGAAUAUCGGUAUAUUUUUCGCUAAAAUAAAUGUUGAUACAUUUCUUUCGACUGCAUCCAAGAUUUUUCUCAUCUUCUCACUUUUCAGCAUUGUUCCCGAACCUAGUUGACGCCUAUGUCGGCGACCUGGCGGGCAGUGCCUCCAAGAGGUCAUACGAUGCAGGUGGUUUUCAAACGCCAGGAAAGAAUCUUCUAUCUGAGAAAAAUGAAAGAUUAAGAUUUUUUGUAGAGAAGAUGAUUACGCUAGUUGUCUCUACAACGAUGAUUACGCUAGUUGUCUCUACAACGAUCAAAGCCAUGCUGGUCUUUAUGUGACGAGCGGCACUCUCGUAUCAGUGGAAGGCUGGUGGUUUCAACAGCAACGCUUACUCCAUCGGCUGCUCUUGGCUCCAGAUUGGCGAAGAAGUAAACAAGG
This is a messenger RNA of Amoebophrya sp. A25, 8895 nucleotides long. Lineage: Eukaryota; Dinophyceae; Syndiniales; Amoebophryaceae. The record is from the annotation of a GenBank genome assembly.